Molecule: messenger RNA, 3623 nt
Organism: Gorilla gorilla gorilla (western lowland gorilla)
Lineage: Eukaryota; Metazoa; Chordata; Mammalia; Primates; Hominidae
Gene: EBI3
Product: Epstein-Barr virus induced 3
Exons: 5
Coding region: 210-899 (229 amino acids)
Cellular component (GO): membrane
Molecular function (GO): protein binding; cytokine receptor activity
Source: RefSeq, a predicted model, not a curated record
CAGGGGGCUGGGGCUCCUCCACACCCCAAUUCAUCUCCCUAGCGGCCCCACGAGCCCCGCCAGUGAGUCAGACCUGAAGGAAGUCGGGGAGGGGGCGGGCCUUGACCCUGGGCUGGGCUUUCCCCUGGGCAGGUCCCAAGUCCUCACCUCCCCUCUCAAGUCUCCCACGACGUUCCCACCCGCUCCUGAGAGCAGAGCUGGCCGCAGCCAUGACCCCGCAGCUUCUCCUGGCCCUUGUCCUCUGGGCCAGCUGCCCGCCCUGCAGUGGAAGGAAAGGGCCCCCAGCAGCUCUGACACUGCCCCGGGUGCAAUGCCGAGCCUCUCGGUACCCGAUCGCCGUGGAUUGCUCCUGGACCCUGCCGCCUGCUCCAAACUCCACCAGCCCCGUGUCCUUCAUUGCCACGUACAGGCUCGGCAUGGCUGCCCGGGGCCACAGCUGGCCCUGCCUGCAGCAGACGCCAACGUCCACCAGCUGCACCAUCACGGAUGUCCAGCUGUUCUCCAUGGCUCCCUACGUGCUCAAUGUCACCGCCGUCCACCCCUGGGGCUCCAGCAGCAGCUUCGUGCCUUUCAUAACAGAGCACAUCAUCAAGCCCGACCCUCCAGAAGGCGUGCGCCUAAGCCCCCUCGCUGAGCGCCAGCUACAGGUGCAGUGGGAGCCUCCCGGGUCCUGGCCCUUCCCAGAGAUCUUCUCACUGAAGUACUGGAUCCGUUACAAGCGUCAGGGAGUGGCGCGCUUCCACCGGGUGGGGCCCAUUGAAGCCACGUCCUUCAUCCUCAGGUCUGUGCGGCCCCGAGCCAGGUACUACGUCCAAGUGGCGGCUCAGGACCUCACAGACUACGGGGAACUGAGUGACUGGAGUCUCCCCGCCACUGCCACGAUGAGCCUGGGCAAGUAGCAAGGGCUUCCCGCUGCCUCCAGACAGCACCUGGGUCCUCGCCACCCUAAGCCCCGGGACACCUGUUGGAGGGCGGAUGGGAUCUGCCUAGCCUGGGCUGGAGUCCUUGCUUUGCUGCUGCUGAGCUGCCGGGCAACCUCAGAUGACCGACUUUUCCCUUUGAGCCUCAGUUUCUCUAGCUGAGAAAUGGAGAUGUACUACUCUCUCCUUUACCUUUACCACAGCGCAGGGCUGACUGAACUGCCACUGUGAGAUAUUUUUUAUUGUUUAAUUAGAAAAGAAUUGUUGUUGGGCUGGGCGCAGUGGAUCGCACCUGUAAUCCCAGUUACUGGGAAGCCGACGUGGGAGGGUGGCUUGAGGCCAGGAGCUCGAGACCAGCCCAGGCCACAUAGCAAGACCCCAUCUCUAAAAAAUUAAUAUAAAUAUAAAAUAAAUUAGCCAGGUGUGAUGUUGCGCACCCACAGUCCCAACUACUUGGGAGGCUGAGGUGGGAGGAUCACUUGAGUCCAGGAGGUUAAGGCUGCAGUGAGCUGUCAUCACACCACUGCCUUCAUGCCUGGGCAACAGAGCAAGACCCUGGUUUUUUUGUUUGUUUGUUUGUUUGUUUUAAUCAUAGUUGAAGCUGGGUGCGGUGGCUCACGCCUGUAAUCCUGACGCCGAGGCGGGCAGAUCACGAGGUCAGGAGUUCGAGACCAGCCUGACCAACAUGGCGAAACCCGGUCUCUACUAAAAAUACAGAAAUUAGCUGGGCAUGGUGGCCUGCGCCCGUAAUCCCAGCUACUCAGGAGGCUAAGGCAGGAGAAUCGCUUGAACCUGGGAGGCAGAGGUUGCAGUGAGCUGAGAUUGCACCACUGCACUCCAGCCUGGGCAACAGAGCAAGACUCCGUCUCAAAACAAAAACAAAAAAAAUAAUAGUUGAAAUGAAGACUCCAGCUGGGUAUGGUGGCUCACGCCUGUAAUCUCAGCACUUUGGGAGGCCAAGGCAGGUGGAUCACUUGAGGUCAGGAGUUCAAGACCAGCCUGGCCAACAUGGUGAAACCCUGUCUCGACUGAAAAUACAAAAAUUAGCCAGGCGUGGUGGUGGGUGCCUAUAAUUCCAGCUACUUGGGAGGCUGAGGCAGGAGAAUUGCUUGAACCCGGGAGGCAGAGGUUGCAGUGAACUGAGAUCUCGCCACUGUACUCCAGCCUGAGCGACGGGGUGACUAAGACUCCAUCCGAAAAAAAAUAAGGAAAUGAAGACUCCUCUUUUCACUUAGAUGAGCUCCAGCGAGGACUUAGCCCUAAACCAAAGGACACAGACACCACAAAUCCCCACUCCCAUAGUGUCAGGGCUGGACCAGGGGACAUCAUGGGCCUGGGGAUGCCAGGGUGGGGUGGCAGGGAUUCCGCCUGGAGUGGGACAGUAGAAUCCAUUCAGGGGCAGGUGCGGUGGCUCACGUCUGUAAUCCCAGCACUUUGAGAGGCCGAGGCGGGUGGAUCACAAGGUCAGGAGUUCAAGACCAGCCUGGCUAAGAUGGUGAAACCCCAUCUCUACUAAAAAUAAUAGUACAAAAAAUUAGCCAGGCGUGGGUAUCCGCCUGUAGUCCCAGCUACUCGGGAGGCUGAGGCAGAAGAAUCACUUGAACCCAGGAGGUGGAGGUUGCAGUGAGCCAAGAUCGCGCCACUGCAUUCCAGCCUGGGCGACAGAGCGAGACUCGAUCUCGAAAAAAAAAAAAAAGGAAUCCAUUAAGAAUCCAUUCAGAUUAGCAGUUAGGCUGGUUCGCCCAAUGUCAGCCUCGUUGAGGAUAGACACCAAUAAGGUAUGAGUGGCUCUGGGGAGAUUUAACUGAACAGUGGGCAAGGAAGGCAGCCAGGCCCUGAAGGAGAGAGAAACAGCCUUGGGCUUGUCUGUGGGUUCCACUUGGGUCACCAGUCAAAGGUCACCUCCUCCGAGAAGCCUUCCCUGACUACCCCAUCUGUGGCAGGUAGAGUAACACUCCCCAAUCCCGCAAAGACAUCCAUAUUCCAAUCUCCAGAGCUCACGAAUAUUUUGCCUGAUGCAGCCAAAGGAACUUUAUAGGAGUGAUUACAUUAAUAAUCUCAAAGGUCUUUAAAGAUGAAAGAUCUUUCAUCAAAUUAAUGAAAAUGGGCCGGGCACAGUGGCUCACGCCUGUAAUCCCAACACUUCAUGAGGCCAAGGCAGGAGAAUUGCUUGAGGCCAAGAGCUCCAGACCAACCUGGGCAACACAGUGAGACCCCCAUCUCUAAAAAAAUAAAAUAGGCCAGGCAUGGUGGCUCAUGCCUGUAAUUCCAGCACUUUGAGAGGCCGAGGCGAGUGGAUCACGAGGUGGGGAGUUCGAGACCAGCCUGACCAAUAUGGUGAAACCCUGUCUCUACUAAAAAAUACAAAAGUUAGCCAGGCGUUGUGGCACACACCUGUAGUUCCAGCUACUCGGGAGGCUGAGGCAGAAGAAUUACUUGAACCUGGGAGGGGGAGGUUGCAGUGAGCCAAGAUCGUACCACUGCACCCUAGCCUGGCAACAGAGCGAGACUCCGUCUCAAAAAAAAAAAAAAAAAAAUUAAAAAUUAGCUGGGCUUGGUGGCUCACAGCUAUAGUUCCAGCUACUUGGGAGGCCAAAGUGGCAGAAUCUCUUGAGUCCAGGUGGAAGAGGCUACAGUGAGCUGUGAUCACAUCUCUGCACUCCAGCCUGGGUAACAGAGAAAGACUCCAUUUCAAAAAAAAAA